Penaeus vannamei (Pacific white shrimp) is the source of this 891-nucleotide messenger RNA. Lineage: Eukaryota; Metazoa; Arthropoda; Malacostraca; Decapoda; Penaeidae. The record is from RefSeq and is a predicted model, not a curated record.
AUGACGUCACCGACCAACCCCGACCUCCGCCACCUUCCCGACAAGAUCCUGGCGCAGAUCAUCCACACAAUCCAGACAUAUCCCAACGAGACCGUGGAUUUCAGCCGGCCCGUCCUGCGCCGAACUCUACGGGCAAGCUACCCACUUUUCGUUACCCUCUACUGCCUCCUCGCUCUCGCUGGCGCCGUCGCCAACUCGGCCUUGCUUUCUCGUCUCUGCCUCGCCCGCCCCUUCUACAGCGACCCCACCUGCGUCUACGUCAUGAACUUGGGCGUGUGCAACCUCCUGGCGAGUCUGGUGCUCCUCCCGCUGUCCCUGGUGGUGCUUCUGCUGCACAACUGGGUUCUCGGGGGCGUGCUGUGCUAUCUCUUGCCCAUGUUGCAGGACGUGCCCAUUCAUGCGACGAUGGCCACCUUCGUAGUGAUAUCAGCUGAUCGCCACCGUAAGAUUGCGUCACCGCUCGAGCCACGUGUCUCGGCCUCCACCGCAGUCGCUGGGAUAUGGGUGGCGGCGCUGAGUGUGGUUUUGCCUUACGUGAUGUAUGUGAAUUAUAUCGACCUUCAGGUGGUCCUCGGGAGACAAUUCUCCGGCGUAGGGAUAUGCACACUCAACAUGAAUGACAACAUAGCGCUGUACAUACGUCUGCUGUACGGUCUGCUGUUAGUAUGUCCUGCUUAUGUUGUACUUGGUCUUUGGGAAGUCCGUAAUUCGGGACACUUUGACAUCACUUACAUCACCUUCGUGUGGGUGGCCUUCUUGCCGGCUGUCACCACGCCCAUCGUCUUCGCGGCUUGGAAGUGUGGGAGAUGGGACACGAGGUCGAACCAGCUGUCUCCCCGCACCUUCUCCGGCCAGACUUCGCACGUUAAACAAUUCAACACAAACGUUUAA